Molecule: messenger RNA, 2333 nt
Organism: Telopea speciosissima
Lineage: Eukaryota; Viridiplantae; Streptophyta; Magnoliopsida; Proteales; Proteaceae
Product: cation/H(+) antiporter 28
Exons: 4
Coding region: 6-2333 (775 amino acids)
Biological process (GO): regulation of pH; proton transmembrane transport
Cellular component (GO): membrane; endomembrane system
Molecular function (GO): antiporter activity
Source: RefSeq, a predicted model, not a curated record
AGAAGAUGGCAAAUGUUAAGUGCGAGGUUGAGUUGCCACUUAGUUUAAGAAAUGUGCUUCGUUAUGUCUUGGCUCUAAUCGUUCUCUUAGUCGCUUGCAAUAUCACCCACUCCCUCCUUAGACCAUUAUCUCAACCUCGCAUCAUCUCUGAACUCAUUGUUGGAUCAGUAUUUGCACAUUUAUUGCCAUUACUCCCAGAGAUUCCAUCAUUGGUGUUUCAUACAAUGGAGACUGUUACACAGAUAGGUAUGAUCUUCUACCUCUUUGUGUUGGGCCUAGAGAUGGACAUCUAUGUACUCUUCCAUCGACCCACACUGGAAGCCUGGCUCACCUACACCGGCAUCCUAUCGACAUUAGUUGUGGCCUCAAUUCUCAUUCCAUUCUUCAACAUGCCACCAUCUAAGAGAUUCAAAUUUGUCUUCUCCCUCUCCAUCAGUCUCUCCAACACCGCGUCUCCCGUCUUAACCCGACUCAUCACCGAUCUUAAGAUCGGGAAAUUGGAUAUCGGCCGUGUCGCCAUCGACGCCGGCAUGCAUUCCGACAUGGUUACUACCCUACUUAUCUCCAUGGGCUUGGUGUUUGAUCCACCUUCUUCUAUAGUGGUGCUUGAACGGUUUGUGGCAUUGGGUUUGCAUUUGUUGAUGGUAUUAAAGUUGCUGAACCCUGUUGUGGAUUGGAUCAAUGAUAGGAACCCACAUGGGAAGCCCAUGAACAAUUCACAUUUGGUUGUUGCACUUACCCUUAUGGGCCUUGUUUGUGCAUGGGGCCCAUUACAAUUUGUUAGCCCAUCCGCGAGCGCGUUCUUGACUGGGCUCGCCAUACCAAGAGAAGGAAGGGUUCCAAAGAUGAUGAUCAACAAAAUCAACUACUUCUUGAAUGCCCUUGUCUUCCCUAUCUACUUCUGUUGGGUAGGGAUGCAAAUUGAUUUCAAGGGGUUUGCAUAUAAGCAGACAUGGAUGGGCCUUCUUCUGAUUUUGGCGAUCACGACGUGCGGAAGAGUGCUCGGAACCUUGGUCUGUGGUGGGCAGUCUGGGUUGAAUUGGGUGGCUUCGGUUGGGCUUGGAUUGCUUUUGAGUAUCAAAGGUCAUUUCUACAUUUACAGUAUAGUAUCUGCUGUUGAACGGCACACCUUGAGUCAUGAAGACUUCGUGGUGAUGAUACUGGUCACCAUCUUCUCCAUCCUCUACAUCCCCUUGGUCGCAUUAUUCCUCAUUAAGUGGGGCCAUAUCCAACACCAAAUGGGGCUUCAAUGGCUCGACCCAUCAAACGAUCUACGUAUUUUGCUCUGCCUCAAUGGAACUCACAAUGUCUCUACUGCCAUCAAUAUCCUAGAGAUCUCUCGAGGUUUAUCAGGUGUCACCGUUUUCGCAACCGACAUGAUCGAACUUACUUCCCGGAUUGUUGCCACUGUUGCCGCCACCGGUGAAGGUUUGAAUGCUGUAACUGUUGGUGAUGAAAUGGUUGUGAACAUGCGAGAACAGAUCACGAAUGCGUUUGAUACAUACAUAAGACAGAGCGGUGAAGGGAUAACACUGUAUCGGUCUCUCAUCGUCUCCUCAUUCGGUAAUAUGCAUGAAGAGAUCUGCAAUUUUGCUGAGAAUUCCCAUGCUUCUAUCAUUAUCUUGCCCUUUCAUAAAUACCAGAGAGUGGAUGGGAAGAUGGAAGAUGGUCACAUUGGGUUCAGACGAGUAAACCGUAAGGUGCUACGACAUGCUCCAUGUUCCGUGGGGAUAUUUGUAGACCGUGGCUUUAGAUUGAUCAACAAAGUUACAACUUCUUAUGUAUCCCUAAACGCAGCGGUGAUCUUCAUCGGUGGCAAAGACGAUCGCGAAGCACUAGCUUAUGCAAGACGAAUGGCAUAUCACCCUGGAAUUAACCUAACUGUUAUCAGAUUCCUACUCGACACAAAUCCGGCGGUUACCUCAACCGUGGGUAGCAGCAGCACCAGAAUUACUGUGCACAACACGCCGGAGAUAGAAGAAGAGAUGAAGCUUGACGACGAAUGCUUUGCUGAGUUCUACGAGAGUUGUGUGGCUGACGGCAAGGUUCGAUACACAGAGAAGUAUGUGGCAAAUUCGCUUGAUACUGUCAAUGUUUUAAGUAGACUAGAAGAAAUGUAUUCACUCUUCAUUGUGGGAAGAGCAGGUCGAGUGAAUAAGACAUUGACGACCGGAAUGAAUGAUUGGGAUGAUUCUCCGGAAUUAGGACCUGUCGGUGACAUUCUUGCAGCUUCUGAUUUCUCAAUCAUGGCGUCCGUUUUAGUUAUCCAACAGUAUAGUGUUAAGGGAGAAGUCACAUACGGCCUUGACGAUGAUGAUUUCAUAAUCAAGUAA